Messenger RNA from Oryza sativa Japonica Group (Japanese rice), 722 nucleotides. RefSeq lists its product as uncharacterized. Gene Ontology annotation, biological process: positive regulation of DNA-templated transcription; chloroplast organization. Lineage: Eukaryota; Viridiplantae; Streptophyta; Magnoliopsida; Poales; Poaceae. The record is from RefSeq and is a predicted model, not a curated record.
UCAGUCACCAGUUCAGUUUCUACCUGAGGAGAAUCAAUCACCGAUCUGCAGACUGCAGCCAUGGCCAUGAGGGCAAUCACGCUGUCCCACUCGCAGAGCGCCUCGUUUGGGCACCACCACCACCAAACCAUGCCGUCCUCCUUCAGGCCAAGCACUGCCUCCACCAGAUCAGUGAAGGUCUACGCAAAGGAAGAUGAGGAGAAGGGCAGCAAGCAGUCAUUGUUCGGGAGCAUCACCGAGGCGCUGGACUUCUCGCAGGUCCGGUCGGAGAAGGACGCGGAGCUUCUGUAUGAAGCCAGAGAGGCCACAAAGGAUGGAGGAAGGAUGACAAAGGAGCAGUAUGGAGCACUUCGGAGGAAGAUCGGUGGCACCUACAAGGAUUUCUUCAAGUCAUAUGUGGAUGUUGACGGGGAAUACGUAGAGGAAGGUUGGGUGGAUAAGACCUGCAAAGUUUGCAAGAAGGACACUAGAGGGGAACCCAGGCAGGUCGACAAGCUAGGAAGAUAUGCACAUGUCGCAUGCUUGGAGAACCCAAAACCGACCAACAUCUUCGCCAAAUUGUUCGCCAGAUGAACUUCAAUUGUACAAUCAAAGACAUAUUUUUACUCAUGCUUAGAUACAUAGAUGGUGUUGUAGCCCCAAGAAUUUGAACAAUAUUAUGUGUUCAGUUUUGCCAUAUAAAAUGGUAUACAGGGAGCAUGUCACACAUUUUCCUUCUUCAA